Molecule: messenger RNA, 627 nt
Organism: Fulvia fulva
Lineage: Eukaryota; Fungi; Ascomycota; Dothideomycetes; Mycosphaerellales; Mycosphaerellaceae
Product: Choline dehydrogenase, mitochondrial
Exons: 1
Coding region: 1-627 (208 amino acids)
Molecular function (GO): oxidoreductase activity, acting on CH-OH group of donors; flavin adenine dinucleotide binding
Source: RefSeq, a predicted model, not a curated record
AUGGCGGUCAACUCCGACUUCGCCGACGACAAAAACAUUGAUUUGUUCAUCUUCGGAGGACCAAUCAAUUUCACAGGGUACUUCCCCCAAUGGGGCGAUGCGGCUGUCGCUACACACAAGAUGUUCUCCUGGUAUACACUCAAAGCUCAUACCCGGAACCAGGCAGGCACCGUUGAGCUUCGAUCUACAGACCCUCUCGAUACGCCGAUCAUUAACUUCAAUUACUUCGAUACCGGAACGACAGCCAACGGUGCCGACGUCAAGGACGUCAACGCUCUUGUCCAGGCCAUCAAAAUGUCCCGCGAGGCCAACGAGCGCUACAGGAAUUAUGGUAUUUUGGGCGGCACCAACUUUACCGAGCAACGUCCAGGCUCAGCGAGACAGAGCGAUGCGGAUCUAGCACAGUUCGUCAAGGAUGAGGCUUGGGGUCAUCAUGCUUGCUGUACGGCACCAAUUGGUGCGGCUAGUGACACUCAAGCUGUGUUGGACUCGAAGUCUAGGGUGAAGGGCAUCGAUGGGCUUCGGGUCGUGGACGCUAGUGUCUUCCCGAAGAUCCCUGGUGUCUUCAUUCAAGCGCCAAUCUUUAUGAUCAGUGAGAAGGCUGCUGAUGUAAUUCUAAAUGGGUAA